GUGUAAUGACAUUUUUAUUUCAAGUCCUUGUGUUUUUAUUGUUCGUGCGCUACAGCAAGCUCAGAAAUUGGAAAGAAUAUAUGUCAAAUCAAAAGCGCCAUCACUAUGAACUCUCUCUUUUCCUGCCAACUUUAUUGAAAGCAGUUUAUUCACGAUGUCCCGUGUUCCUUCCGUUCUCAACCCCACUGAAGAAGAUAUUCAAAUGCUCUUGGCUGCCCAAUGUCACAUUGGUACCAAGAAUGCCAACAUUCGUAUGGCUCCUUAUAUCUUCAAGCGUCGUGCUGAUGGUAUCAACUUGAUCAACGUUGGUAAGACUUGGGAAAAGCUUAUCUUGGCUGCCCGUAUUAUUGCCGCCAUUGAAAACCCUCAAGACAUCGUUGUUGUCUCUGCCCGUCCCUACGGUCAUCGUGCUGCUCUUAAGUUCGCUAAGUAUAUUGGUGCUGAAGCUAUUGUCGGUCGUUUCACUCCCGGUACUUUCACCAAUUACAUCACCCGUUCUUUCCGUGAACCUCGUUUGGUCAUCUGUACCGAUCCUCGCUCUGAUUUCCAAGCUAUUCUCGAAGCCUCUUAUGUCAACAUUCCUGUCAUUUCUUUGGCUGAUACUGAUGCUGUCCUCAAAUUCGUUGAUGUUGCUAUCCCCACCAACAACAAGGGUAAGCACGCUCUCGGUUUGAUCUACUGGCUCUUGGCUCGUGCUGUCCUCCGUCUCCGCGGUACUCUCGACUAUAACACUCCUUGGGAAGUUAUGGUUGAUAUGUUCUUCUACCGUGAUCCCGAGGAAGUUGAACGUGACAACGCCGAAGGUGAAGUCGAAGGUGACCUCGCCGCUUCUGGUGACGCCGCUGCUGCUGACUGGGUUGUUGAAGGUGAUAACGAAGGUGUUGCCGGUAUCGCCGCUGCUGCUGACUGGUCCGCUUCUGCUCCUACUGACUGGGCCGAAGAAACCGAAGCUCCUGCCUCUUCUUCUUGGGAUGCUUAAAUGCUAGUUCUUCUAAAGAACCAGAAUACAAUUUUGAAUCGUUAAGUCUUAGACUGUAGAUAUAAUUAUGUACCAUUCAAAAUCCUCUUCAAUAAAGUUAAAAUCAACAUUGAUUUAGGAAGAUUUCAA
Mycotypha africana is the source of this 1108-nucleotide messenger RNA. Its product is annotated as ribosomal protein S2, flavodoxin-like domain-containing protein. Gene Ontology annotation, cellular component: cytosolic small ribosomal subunit; ribosome; 90S preribosome. Gene Ontology annotation, molecular function: structural constituent of ribosome. The coding region runs from base 155 to 979 and encodes 274 amino acids. NCBI's taxonomy places the organism in Eukaryota, Fungi, Mucoromycota, Mucoromycetes, Mucorales, Mycotyphaceae. The record is from RefSeq and is a predicted model, not a curated record. The transcript is spliced from 6 exons. Gene Ontology annotation, biological process: ribosomal small subunit assembly; cytoplasmic translation.